CAUAAAAACAACAAACAAAGAGGUUUUCUAUAGUAUCACACAAUGAGGUCUUCUCUUGCUAUGUUUUCUCUUCUAUUUGCUUUCUUGUUAAGUGGCACCAUAGAAGCAAGGAAAGAUCCUGAGGAGUAUUGGAAAGAGAUAAUGAAAGACCAACAAAUGCCAGAAGGACUUCAAGGCCUUCUUCCAUUCCAAUCUGAAAACAAUCCCAAGACUCAAGAGCAACUUGUUAAAGAUUCCAAGCAUGAAUGUGAAGACCCUCUUGAUACAAAUGUUGUUUCACAAUAUGGUGAUUUUGAACUCAAAUUAAGUGCUAAGAAGGAUAAUAUUGAACCCAGACCAAGUGCUAGUAAUUAUGGUGAUUUUGAACUCAAGUUAAGUGCUAGCAAGAAGGGUGAUAUUGAACCAAGACCAAGUGCUACUAACUAUGGUGAUUUUGAACUCAAGUUAAAUGCUGGCAAGAAGGAUGAUAUUGAACCAAGACCAAGUGCUACUAACUAUGGUGAUUUUGAACUCAAGUUAAGUGCUAGCAAGAAGGAUGAUAUUGAACCAAGACCAAGUGCUACUAACUAUGGUGAUUUUGAACUCAAGUUAAGUGCUGGCAAGAAGGAUGAUAUUGAACCAAGACCAAGUGCUACUAACUAUGGUGAUUUUGAACUCAAGUUAAGUGCUAGCAAGAAGGAUGAUAUUGAACCAAGACCAAGUGCUACUAACUAUGGUGAUUUUGAACUCAAGUCAAGAGCUAGCAAGAAGGAUGAUAUUGAACCAAAACCAAGUGCUACUAAGUAUGGUGAAUUUGAACCACGACCAAGUGCUACAAAGUAUGACGAUUUUUAACCAAGACAACGUACCAAAAAGUAUAAUGAUUUUGAACUAAGACCAAAUAUUUCCAAGUAUGAUAAUUAGCUCCUAAAAUAAGAAAGUCGAUUGAAAAAUAUCGCACUCUUAUCUUUGUAUCAAAAGAUAAGGUUGUAGAAAAAUGAUUCCAUGUUGCUUGUUUAGAGUAAAAAUAUAUUUUAAAUUUGUAAUAAAAAAAAUUAUGUUUAUCGUUGUGUCGGUGUAGAUGUUCAACUUUAUUUAUUUUAUUUCAAUAAUAUUAUUAUUUUUAAUUAAA
Molecule: messenger RNA, 1111 nt
Organism: Vigna unguiculata (cowpea)
Lineage: Eukaryota; Viridiplantae; Streptophyta; Magnoliopsida; Fabales; Fabaceae
Source: RefSeq, a predicted model, not a curated record